ACCAAAAUAGCUUUAACGGAAGAAUUUAUUGAGGGAGAAGAGUUUUCUUUUUCAUUUCAUUUUCAUAUUUUAUUUGAUACAGAGAGAGAAAACGAAAGAGGAGUUGAGGAUUUUUGUUUAAUUUUAUGUAUUUUUUUAAUCUCGUUUAGCUCCUGUAUUUUGGUUAUUAUAUUUAAUUUUUGUUUGGAUUGCAAUUUUUUUCCAUUAUUUGUUGUUUCUGGUGAUAAAUUUGAAGGCGGAGAAGAAGAAGAUGCAGACGUUAUCUCUUCUCUUCUCCUAUUUUUCGUGAUUGGCGAAUUCGUUGUUUACUUACGGGGUAAUUAGGGUUUGGUUUUGUUGAAGUCUAAAAUCAUGAAUGUUAUGCGUCGUCUCAAGAGCAUUGCUUCUGGUCGUUCUUCCAUUUCUUCCGAUCCUGGUGGGGAUACUAGCUCCAAAAGGGCAAAGGUUGAUCAAGAAUCAGGUAGGGGUCAUGAAGAAUCAAGUUUAGUUGAGAGGAGUACCACUGGUCUAGAUCAGCAUAUGGCUUCCACGUCACGGGAAACAGUUGCAAGCACAUCCAGGGUUACUUCUGUUGCUAGACAAGAAAAAUCAGGUGUUGAUAAGCUCCCUGAUGAAAUGUAUGAAAUGAGAAUUAGAGAUGAGAAAUCUGCCAGCCAUGAUGACAAGGAUCUGGAGGCUACUGUUAUAAGUGGAAACGGAACAGAAACAGGGCAGAUAAUUUCAACUACUGUUGGUGGUCGAAAUGGGAAACCAAAACAGACAAUCUCAUAUAUGGCAGAGCGUGUGGUUGGCACUGGUUCAUUUGGUGUUGUCUUUCAGGCUAAGUGCUUGGAGACAGGUGAAUCUGUUGCUAUAAAGAAGGUUUUGCAGGACAAAAGAUACAAGAAUAGGGAGCUCCAGAUUAUACGUAUACUUGACCAUCCUAAUGUCAUCCAGCUGAAGCACUGUUUCUUUUCAACCACAGAAAAAGAUGAGCUCUAUCUUAACCUUGUUCUGGAGUAUGUUCCAGAAACCGUUCAUAGAGUUUCAAAACACUACAGCAGAAUGAAUCAGCGUAUGCCCAUUGUUUACGUGCAGCUGUAUACAUACCAGAUUUUCCGUGCUCUAAAUUAUUUACAUAAUGUUGUUGGUGUAUGUCAUCGUGAUAUUAAACCGCAGAAUAUACUGGUAAAUCCCCACAGUCACCAGGUGAAGAUAUGUGACUUCGGUAGUGCAAAGAAGCUGGUCCCAGGUGAACCCAACAUAUCAUAUAUAUGCUCACGAUAUUAUAGGGCUCCGGAGCUUAUAUUUGGGGUGACGGAAUAUACAACUGCUAUUGAUAUGUGGUCUGUUGGUUGUGUGGUGGCUGAGCUUCUGCUUGGACAUCCAAUGUUUCCCGGCGAAAGCGGAGUUGACCAGCUAGUGGAAAUUAUUAAGAUACUGGGAACACCGACGAGAGAAGAAAUUAAAUGCAUGAAUCCAAAUUACACGGAGUUCAAAUUCCCUCAGAUCAAAGCUCAUCCAUGGCAUAAGUUAUUUCAUAAGCGAAUGCCCCCUGAAGCAGUGGAUCUUGUGUCUAGGCUGCUCCAGUACUCACCGAAACUACGUUGUACAGCUUUGGAGGCGUUAGCGCACCCUUUCUUUGAUGAUUUGAGAGACCCGAAUGUGAGCCUGCCUAAUGGACGAACCCUACCUUCUCUAUUCAAUUUCACAACUCAAGAACUGGCUGGUGCGCCUGAUAAACUACGGCAACUUCUUAUCCCUGAACACGCAAGAAUAUAAGAUCCGAUGAGACGGCAUCUGUAGGCAUUGUAAAUUGGUGUUGUGAUCUGCCAUUAGUGACGAGCUACACCCCGCCACCACAGGCUAGUUCGGAUAGUCUUUUUUAUUUGAUUUUAUAGUUACAAGCAAAGAGACCGGAAAGCGCCAGUCUGGGAUUCAAGCAGUCGUUAAAUGGAUACGCCGGUGAUGGUUUUUAGGUGGAUGGAAUAUAGGAUUGCUGGCCCAUGGGGUCUUGGGAUUUUUUUCUUCUUUUAAAUAAUAUUUAUAUAUAUUAUUUACAAUAUAAUGUGUUAUUUA
Messenger RNA from Hibiscus syriacus, 2058 nucleotides. Its product is annotated as shaggy-related protein kinase theta-like. Lineage: Eukaryota; Viridiplantae; Streptophyta; Magnoliopsida; Malvales; Malvaceae. Gene Ontology annotation, biological process: protein phosphorylation; signal transduction. The transcript is spliced from 13 exons. Gene Ontology annotation, cellular component: cytoplasm. Bases 352 to 1761 code for a protein of 469 amino acids. The record is from RefSeq and is a predicted model, not a curated record. Gene Ontology annotation, molecular function: protein serine/threonine kinase activity; ATP binding.